Molecule: messenger RNA, 1863 nt
Organism: Cladocopium goreaui
Lineage: Eukaryota; Dinophyceae; Suessiales; Symbiodiniaceae
Source: the annotation of a GenBank genome assembly
AUGGCCGAGGAGGAGGAACUGCCUAUUCCAGCGCCCCUCUUCAGUGUCACCGCCAAUGACAAAGAGAAGAUCCCCUUGCCGGAUGCCCAUGACCCGGUCACUGGGACGGGUCGAUGGCUCUACGAGGGCCGACUUGGUGAAGGAGGUCUUGCCACCGUUUUUCGAGCCUGGGAUUGCAAGGGCAACUUGGGCAAAGUCGCUGUGAAGGUGCUCAAGCGACACUCCAAGGCCCAUGCUCGUCAUGCUUUCGCCAUGCAUCGGGAAAGCCAAUGGUCCUUGGAACGUUUGCACAAUCCGGAGAAUCCCAGGUAUUCUGAGCAGCAUGCGAGCCUCUUUGCAAGGUACCUGGAAGAUCACACGGGCUUUGCAGAUCUGGGCAUCGAGGAUUUCGAAGAACGGCGGAAAUUCUACGAGUCGCCCGACUUCAACUGGUACAAGCAGCGUGUCGAGCUUCCAAACAAACCCUACGUGGUGAUGGAGCUAGUGAAAGGUGAGACGUUGCAGAAUGCAAUGCCCAGCAUGUCAGCUUCCGAAAAGCGGGAGGUGAUUCUUCAGUGCGCAACUGCCCUGGAGUACUUGGAACGCUUUGGGCUCAUCCACCGAGAUUUCAGGGGCUGCAACAUGCACCUCAUUGCUCGCGAGAAGGGCGAAGACCGGUGUCAGUUGAAGAUCCUGGACCUUGGUGUGAUGAUCUCGGCAGAGGCUGGCAUGGAGCAGAAUUGCAACAUGGCUGUGCAGGCCUUCCGUCGCCGCGGAGACACUGAAGAGAAGAGAAAGAGAUACGAUUGGCUUCCCUGGGAGGUGCGCAAUGCCUGCGAUGACCUUCAGGGGCCAGUGCACAACUUUGAUCCCCCAGGUCAUGCCUUUGAUGCCUUCUCCCUGGGGGUCUUGAUUCUUCAUCUCCUCUUGGGCAAAACCAAGGCCCGGCUGAUCUUAGAUAGCCUCAAAGAUCAUCCUGAGAAGAUGUUGGAUGCCAGCAGCAUCGGCGUACCAAAACAUUUGUUGGGAUGUUUGUUGGCAGAGGCGUCGAAACGCCCACGGCCACAUGAGGUUUUCUCCCAGACCACACCUCUGAGGCCGACUUCUGUCCCAGAGGUCUCCCCUAUCCAGGUGCCAACGGUGAUUGUGCCGAGUCGCAGCCCCUCUCGUGGCGUGAGUCAUACCACCACCAAAAUCGAGGGCAGUGAUGAUGAGGAUGUGGAGUUGAUCAUCGUAGAGCCCAAGGAGCCCAAGGAGCCCAAGGAGCUCAAGGAGCCCAAGGAGCCCAAGGAGCCCAAGGAACCCAAGGAGCCCAAGGAGCCGAGUCAAAAAGCGGCGCCGGCACAGGCAGAGCCAGAAGCAGCACGAGAAGCCGCAGCCAAGGCGGUGGAAUCACUCUACAAGCCACCACCAAGGCCACCGGUGACCGAAGGACCUCGGCCCAAAAGCCGAAGUCGCAGCCGGAGCCCGUGGAGCCAACGGAGGCAACGAAGCCAACGGCGAAGCAAACAGAAGAGUCCAAGUGGAAAGCGGCAUCGUAGCCGUCGUCGAAGUCGACGAAGUCGUCGAAGUCACCGAAGUCACCACAGCCGGCGAAGUCAUCGAAGUCGACGAAGUCAUCGAAGUCGACGAAGUCGUCGAAGUCGACGAAGUCAUCGAAGUCAUCGAAGUCGAAGCAGGCAAAAGAAGGAGAGCAGUGUGGAGAAGAAGCAACCCUUACGCCGAGAACAUGCGCAGGCCAAAUUGCCCCGAUUGUCUCAACCACGGGAGGAGGCUGCCACAGUCUCUCCACCGAAGGAGACAACUGCUCCGAGGGAGGCGGAGAAGCCGCUUCCAGCGGCGCCAGAGCCGAAGGAGGUCACAAAUCCCAAGGCCAUUGGUUGA